Messenger RNA from Megalops cyprinoides (Indo-Pacific tarpon), 3469 nucleotides. RefSeq names its product zinc finger protein 839 (gene znf839). The transcript has 8 exons. Bases 187 to 3339 code for a protein of 1050 amino acids. The record is from RefSeq and is a predicted model, not a curated record. NCBI's taxonomy places the organism in Eukaryota, Metazoa, Chordata, Actinopteri, Elopiformes, Megalopidae.
UGACGUUUUAAAAAAGCUGCGAUAGUAUUAGUUAGAUCGUCAUUUUUGUCAUAUUUUCAAAUAAUAUUUACACAGAUCGUCUUUUCCACGCCUCCCGUUUCUAGCGAGUUUAGUGUGGAAAAAGCAAAAAAUAUUUACUUUGUUUUGGUAUCAACUCUUCCUGCCCUAACAUUUACUCCAAUCAAAAUGGCGGAGAAAGAGGAUGAAAGCGACAUGACAAGUGGGGCCGAGGAGAGCGACUGCUACAGCGGGGCCCAGCUGCCUGCUGGCCUUGAGUUGACGUGCGGCGAGAACCCUGUCGUGUCGCCGCACGUGUCGGAGAACAAGCACGGAGCUAACGGUCACUGUGAAGAACUAUCCGUCAGAGACGCGGCCGAAACUCCGGUGAUUUCGGAGUACUUGCAUGGCACUGCGCAGGAGGGGACGGUGCUGGGAAAGAGCUGCCAAGUUGUGAGCCCGUUCACGGGCGACGGACUGCUAACGGAACGGAACAUUAUAACCUCUUUCGUCGAGACACCCGGCGUUGAGACAGUUACGACAACUGAUUUCUCUGCUGUGACCAGUGAGGUAGUAGAGAGUGCACCGUCAACGAUGACCAUUAUUUACGUCCAGCCGGACGGCAGCUUUGUAGAGGGGACCGGGUUAACUGCGGAGGAGCAGCAACAGCUAGUGGAGCAGCUGGCGAAACAGCAGCUCGUUGAAGUUUCGGAGAACGAAGCCGCUCGCAUUUUCGAGCAGCAGCGGCAGCCGUUCUUUCUCGGCGGAGCUCUGGCGCCAAACGCGUUGCAACAAGUGAUAGAGCAGGUCGCCAAAUCACAACAGUCGGUCACGCACGCUGAGGUGCACAACGUGACGCCCCCGGUGCAGCGGAAGGAGCCGGAGCAGACGGCGCCCGAGCCGCCGCCCACCUGCAUCUCCCUCCAGCCGGGCUGCCUGCUCGCUGCGGGGGCUCAGCUGGACGCGGCGGUCCGGUCGCAGCCGCUGACCAUCGUGCAGAACGCCUCCCAACAGCUGCAGAACGUCGCCAAGCAGGUGGCCCUGCAGCAGAGUCAGUCGCAGAACGGCACGCGCCUGAUCCAGAAGCAGCUGGAAACCAUCCGAAUUCAAGUCCAGGUGCCCAAGGAGCGGCCCAUGCCUCCCCGCGUCGUGCUUCAGCAGAAGGCCACUGCUGUGCCCGCCCAGCCCAGAGUGAGCGUCCAGCCCGGAGGCGUGAGCAUCGCCAACCCCCAGAUCAUCGGGGCGCAGCAGCAGUAUGUCCUUCACAACCCCGGGGACCCCCCCAUUCAGCUGCUGCUCCAGAGAUCCACCCCUGGGGGGAACACGUUCAUCCCCCUGCUGCAGAGACUGCCCACACUGACGCCUGUCAACGGCAAGGCCGUCCGGCCGGCUCCCGCUCCUCCCCCUGCACCCCCGACAGAAAAGAAAGAGAGGCAGAGGGAGAAGAACAGGGUUAAGAGGCCCCAGAGGAUAAAGACCCGCUCCGGCAGAGUGUCCCGGCCCCCCAAGCACAAAGUCAAGGACUACAAAUUCAUCAAGAGGGAGGAUCUCGUGGACGGCCAUCCGUCCGACUCCGACGACUACUCCGAGAUCAGCGAGGAGGAGGAGGACGGAGAGGAGAGCAAGAACAGCCUGGCCAUGACUAACUUCUACCUCAACUCUAAAGCUUUCAAGUGCAAGAGCUGUGACAAGGCCUACGUCGGGCACGGUGGCCUGUCUAGACACUACAGGCUAAACCCCACACAUGGAGAGCAGGGGACAGAGCCCCUCCCAGGGGCUCCAGCAGAGAGCACAGACCCUUCCGCUCCACAGACUGCAGACCGCACAUCUACAUCCACCAGCCAGACUCUGCCAAACCCUGCACAAGCUGUCCCCACGGCAACCUCGGCUGCGGCACCCCAGCUGACAGCAGGGGGACAGAAAGCUGAUCCAGACCCCACCUGCACAGCGCCAGCUCUUCCCUCUGGACCGGGUCGGCCAAAAGGACCAGGGAGACCAGGUCGACCCCGAGCUGCAGGACAUCCUGCCAGGAGAGGCAGGCCCGGUCGACCCCCAAAAAACCCAGGGGCAGCGAGUUUGGAGCAGCAGGCCCAGCGGAGGAGAGCACGGCUGAAGGAGGUGUUGCAGCAAUGUGAUGAUGAGGAGCUGAUGGAGAUGGUGCUUCCUCGUUUGGCCAGGGUCGUUACCCUCUGGGAGUUCCUGCUUAUGAAGGUUGAGAAGGGGCGCCCCUCCAGACCCCAGUUUUCGGAUGUGUACCGGGAGUUUGAGCAGCUUCACACCCAGGUGAAGAAGAUGGCACAUGAGCACUUCAGCGCGCCCCAUGGGCCAGCAUCCGUCACUGAGCUGGACACACGAGAGCCACAGGUGUUCCAGUCUCUGGGCCUUGAAGACCUGAUGACCAAAUCAAAGACCCUCCGCUCAGAUCCCAGCCUACAGAAAGCUGCCGAUGUCGUCCAGCACACCCUGCUGACCAAAAGAGUGGGCCAGCGUGAGGACUGCAAAACUUUGCCACCAGCAAAAAGGUUCAAACUGGAAAAUGCUACUGGGGAAACCAAUGGUAUUGAGCUCAGCCAGAAUGGGUCCAAGGUUGCUGAGGGAGGGCACUUGCUCAUGGAGCCUUCUAGAGGAGGUGUAGACUUGGGUUUGAGUGAGGCCCAGGCACCCGUGCUAACAGGGGAGGUGCUGGUGAAGAGCCAGGCCCCGCCCCUGGCUCCACCUGUACAGCUGGAGCUCCACCCACAGCCUCAGAUGGUCUUCACUGCCCUGGAGAGAGACAUCACCCCAGAGGAGCUGGUGCAGGAACAUCUGUCCAACAGCACAGAGAGGGCGGAGCCAACGGAGGUGAUGACCGUAGAUGGCGAGGGGCCGGGCUCUAACUACGGACUCUUGGAGACAACACAGGAAAGCCGAGGUGCUGCAGAGGAGCCGGCGGAGGUGAUGAACGACUCGGACAUCGCGGACCAGAUGCAGCAGCUGGAGCAGGCCCUGAGCACCGACGCGGUGCCGCUCGAGCACUCAGACAGGACGAACAGCCAGCAGCCCGUGGAGGCUGUGAACAGUGGCCUGGAGCAGGCCCUCUCUCUAGGGGGGGCUGUGGAGUUCCAGCUGGCAGAGAGCAGCCAAGGGGAGGGGCAGGAGCAGAUCUUCAUCCAAACAGAGGACGGGCUCAUCGUGCACCAGGCCACCUCUGAGCGCAUCGUCAUCGUCACGGCGCCCGAUGGCACCACCAUGCACAUUCGCGCCCCGGAGGGCGUGCCCCUGGAGACUGUGCAUGCCCUGUUGGGCAUCGAGACUGAAGGCAGCCACACUGAGGGCAUGCUGGUGGCAGAGACUCACCCCUAAUCGCCCUACGCAACCCUCCUGCACCAGGCUGGCUGUUAAGCACUUUUUUUUUCUAUUCUGGACAGUCUUUGUAAAUUUGUAUAAAUUAUCUUUUUGAAAUGGUUUUCAUAUAUAAAUGUUCACAAACUGC